Molecule: messenger RNA, 2628 nt
Organism: Phlebotomus argentipes
Lineage: Eukaryota; Metazoa; Arthropoda; Insecta; Diptera; Psychodidae
Exons: 7
Coding region: 132-2498 (788 amino acids)
Source: RefSeq, a predicted model, not a curated record
UUGUGUUUGAAAAUAAAACUUGUUUUGUGUGAAAAAAUUUUGUCAUAAUUAUUUCACGUUUUCUUCCGUAAAUGCGAAAAGAAGAGACUAUUUCUAUUAUUUAAUCGUUAUACUAAAAAGACGAGAUUACUAUGUUUCGCAAUAUUGAGGAUUUCGAUAUGGAGGUGUUCGAUAAUUCCGGGAACAACCUUGCUGAAUACCUGUUGGCGAAGAGGAAGAAGAAGGUGACCAAACUCUUCAAGGAUCCCGUGAACGGAAAAAGUGAGGUUGUGCAAGUCAAGUACAUAAAGAAAAAGGCGCCGCCAGCGGCUUCGUACCAUCGUCCAGAGGGUCCAGAGGGUCCAGAGAGUCCAGAGGGUCCAGAGCGUCCAGUAGUGAUGACAUCACCAGGUUCAUCUACAAAUGGAACCUUGAAUUUCGCUCCCGGCACUACGAGCACUCCAUUUCCGACACAGAGAAAGUCGAUUACCAGACGGAGGGUAGAUUCUUUGCCGCGCCGAACUUCAAUACUUACAAAGAUUCCGGAGCAAGAUCCCCCAAAUCCGAUAUUUACAGAAUACGAUAGGAGAUCCGAGAAGUCCAUGAUUGCCAGCCGACAAUCUGCUUCGAGACAAUUAACUAAAGCGACUCUUCCAACUCACUUUGGGUCACUGUCAUCGUUCUCUUCACCAGAGCAUUCUAACAGUGACAAUGACAUGCCCGAUGCUUUGCCAGUUUCACCUGCUGCUCAGGAACCUGAAGAAGAAGCCUCACAACCCAUAUAUACUUUAGAUCUUCCAAAUGAUGUGGACGACGACGUGGUAGUGUAUGAUGAGGUGGAAGAAGUGAUAAUCGAGCUGACGUCUGAUGAAGAAGACAAUGAAUUGCAUGAUUUUCCACAGCCUCAGACAAAUUUGGGAUCUCUGAAGAUGGACAUUUCUGAAACGAUGGCUAAGACUCCUGCAGCGAAUGGCAGGCAAAGUCAGAAGACGAUCAUGAAUGUUGUGUCAGUGGCUCACGACAGGAGCUGCAAUAGUUCCCGUAACGAUGAUGCCACGAUAGUUCCUCAGAAUAUUGACCGAGCGAAUUUGGAGGCUACUGAAGAGGGAUCCACGGGAUCCAACAAACAGAGGAUUGAAGCGUCAAAUGACGCAACUUCUGGAUUUGUAGACUGCAGCUCUAAGCGCGACACAGUUUCCAGACAUCCAAGAGAGAAUAUCCUCAAGCAAUUUACGACGAAUAUUUCAGCGAUUGCGGAAGCUUCCGAGAGGAACACGAUUCAUCGAUUGAGGAAUUCCAAAAUCAAUAAUACAACUGACCAACGUACUACCACAAUUACUACCACGAGUGAUUCUGGCAUUUUUAAGGUUCCAUCUCUGACGGUGAAGGAGUUGAAGAGAACUAAAAGAAAGAAGAAGACGCUGGAUUCGCCUGUGCGGAGAAUAAUUCAGCUGGAGAAAGAUAUUCGUACAUCUGUUCCAAGAGCCGCAGGAGCAUCUAUGCGAAAGCUCUACUCGCACAGGAACAGUCAAGAUGAGGAUGUGACAGAAAAUACGGUGGUGAACAGUCAAUGGGAACCAGAGCCUGAACAUUCAGAGGAUGAGAUCGUCCGUGACGUGAUUCCCUCAGUCGAUCAAGAGAUGGAUCUGCCACAGUGCGCGGUGAUUGUAGAUCGCCUAACAGUACUGCCACCGAUGGAGAAGAAAAGGAGUCAAAAGAGGAAGAAGGAGAAAGCAGAAGUCAUCCCACAGAAUGAGUUUAACUUGAGACGCUCUAGACGACAAAAGUGUACACCAAUGCCUUAUUGGCUCACCGGUUCGUCUCGAUACCAGACCUUGAAGGUGCAAACGUACAACGAGGAGGUGCCGCUAAAGGAGCGCUAUGCGAAUGCUGAUCCGAGUGAAGAAACACCUGUGUUCAAAAGUGAUUUCACCCUCUUGAUCGAGGAGAAGAAGCGUAGAAGGAAGAAACAAGAAGAGAGGGACAAGAAGAAGCAGAAGCCGAACACAGAGUUGGAUGUUGCGGAGAUCGAGGAGCCACAGCCAACAAAAACAAAGGAAAAGCCGAAGAAGAAGAGGCCACAGAAUACCAGGGAUGAUGAAGACUCGGCUGGUCGAAGCAAAGCCAUUCCUGCGAUGAGUCAGGAUGAAAUUUUCAAUCAACUGCGGGAUGAGGACAAUAACCCAAAAAUUGCAGAAGUGUUUGAUUUCAAGUCAAAAGUUCAUGUCUACAUGAAGAAGGAAUCAGCUGUGCCUGGCAUUGAUUUUUAUGUGAGUCAAAUGUCUGAAGCCUGCGGGUUUAUGGUGUUCAAGCCAGGAACAAGAAAGAAGAGAUGUCGUGUGACGUCAGAGAAAUGCUACUUGGUCGUCACGCGAGGAUCAUUUGAGGCGGAAGUGGACGGCGUCAGAAGGCAAACGACAGACAAAUCAGUCAUAAUCAUCCAUAAGGACAUGAAAUAUGCGCUUUAUUAUGGAGCAGAAAACACAAUGCCAGGAGAAAUUACUUUUUUAAUGAUCUAACACCUAAUUUGCAUAUAUAUUUAGCGAUAUCAUUUUAAUUCACAUUUGGCAAGGGAUUGAAAUUUAUAGGGCAAGAAGCAAGAUAAUUAUGAGUCUAAAUCGUUUAAAUAAUAAAUGUGUAAUGAUAUAA